Molecule: messenger RNA, 1960 nt
Organism: Diaporthe batatas
Lineage: Eukaryota; Fungi; Ascomycota; Sordariomycetes; Diaporthales; Diaporthaceae
Exons: 5
Coding region: 685-1632 (315 amino acids)
Biological process (GO): mitochondrial ATP transmembrane transport; mitochondrial ADP transmembrane transport
Cellular component (GO): mitochondrial inner membrane
Molecular function (GO): ATP:ADP antiporter activity
Source: RefSeq, a predicted model, not a curated record
GGCGGCUCCAGUUGUUCACCGGGGGAACAGCUGGGCAUUUCAAGCAACUGGGCAGGUGUGAUUGGCUGCCACGAUAAUCUCACGGCUGUGCAAAUCUGACUGCCGCCACCAUCACGGCUGGCCAGCAUUAUCACCACCGAGUUUAGAAGUGCAAACAGUGCAAUAGUCCCUGGAAAACCUGACACUACAAAUACAGCAGACAGACCAGCGCUCAGAUGAAUAAAAGAAUGGACUAUAAUACCCUCAGUCUGGGAGCAACCGCACCAGGCGCAACAGAGAGGUCUCAGCACGGGACCCUUAGGGUGGCCAAGUUUCAGGGUCGAAAGGACAGGUGCAGAAGGGUGCAAGAGAUACGGGCAGCAGGGCAGGAGUGAGGGAGCACGGGCCACAUUGCGGACUGUUGCUUGCGGCUAGCCGGGAAGUAUCGGGACCCACUUUCAAAUUUUCAAGCAACCCCAGCUCGCCCCGGCCGGCCUGCUGCACAGGCCAGCGCCAGGCCAAGGAAGGCCAGGAGGACUGAGCUGGCCUGGACUGGAUUUAUUUUCUCGCACUUGUUGUCUUCAACUCCCUUCCCGCCGGCCUAGAGGAUUUCCAUCUUUCCUUCCCUUCCUUUUCUCUUUCUCCUAUCCAUCUCCACUCCAUCAUCAAAGAACUUUAGCAUCUUUGAUCAGUCAGACAUCCAAAAUGUCGCCCAACGACAAUGUCAAGGUCUUGGGCAUGCCCCCCUUCGUGGCGGACUUCUUGAUGGGUGGUGUCUCUGCCGCCGUCUCCAAGACCGCCGCCGCUCCCAUUGAGCGUAUCAAGCUCCUCAUCCAGAACCAGGAUGAGAUGAUUAAGCAGGGUCGUCUGGACCGCAAGUACAACGGCAUUGUUGACUGCUUCCGUCGUACCGCCGCCGAUGAGGGUGUCAUGGCCCUGUGGCGUGGCAACACCGCCAACGUCAUUCGUUACUUCCCUACCCAGGCCCUGAACUUCGCUUUCCGCGACAAGUUCAAGAAGAUGUUCGCCUUCAAGAAGGAGAAGGACGGUUACGCCAAGUGGAUGGCUGGUAACCUGGCCUCCGGUGGUGCCGCUGGUGCCACUUCCCUGCUCUUCGUCUACUCCCUUGACUACGCCCGUACCCGUCUUGCCAACGAUGCCAAGUCCGCCAAGAAGGGUGGUGAGCGUCAGUUCAACGGUCUCGUCGACGUCUACCGCAAGACCCUCGCCUCUGACGGUAUUGCCGGUCUGUACCGUGGUUUCGGUCCCUCCGUCGCCGGUAUCGUCGUCUACCGUGGUCUCUACUUCGGCAUGUACGACUCCCUGAAGCCUGUCCUGCUCACCGGUACCCUCGCCAACAACUUCCUCGCCUCUUUCGCCCUUGGUUGGACUGUCACCACCGGUGCCGGUAUUGCUUCCUACCCUCUCGACACCGUCCGUAGGCGUAUGAUGAUGACCUCUGGUGAGGCCGUCAAGUACUCUUCCUCCUUCGAUGCCUUCAAGCAGAUCGUCGCCAAGGAGGGUGUCAAGUCCCUGUUCAAGGGUGCUGGCGCCAACAUCCUGCGUGGUGUCGCCGGUGCUGGUGUGCUGUCCAUCUACGAUCAGCUCCAGCUCCUCCUCUUCGGAAAGGCCUUCAAGGGUGGUUCCGGCUAAGCGCUUCACCUCAAGCUCUCAAGCGCGCUUCCAUCUCUCCCACUGUACAAAAAGUAGCACUCGUGCGACGGUUGGAGGGGUAAUCGGGGACGACAGUUAGGUGACAACUUCCUUUGGAUGCAAAUGACUGGACUGGGUCAAAUACAAAAAGGAGCGAGAUGAUAGAUCUGGUGGAGGGGCCGUGGCCUCCUGCCGCCGCUGCCAUGCGGCGCGGAGGAGCCAGCCUCGGCUCGCGGUCUGGGUUUUUGAGCAUGCCUGGCGUUUACAUAGUGAUGAGUCGUCUGGGUGGCUUUUAGACCCUCCGUUGUAAUUUACAAGAGUUCUUCCC